UGUUCGUCAGAGGAGAACCUGUAACAGAAAAAAGAGAAUUCCUCACAAGAAAUAUCACGCUUCGCCAACCAGCGACUCCUCAAGGAUCAGAGUUUUAUCUUCUGCCAUUGCAACUAUGCAUUUCACCGAUGUCGUUCGAUGCAUGGGGAUAAGGUUGUGAACCUAGAGGCUGCGCUUUUGUUUUGUUAGUUUGUUUUGUUCAUAUCAAAGCACUGUGAUCAAGAACAGCACAGAAAGUUUCGACUCCUGCACAGGAAUGUCCCAGAAGGAGAGACCCACUUUUUACCGACAGGAACUCAAUAAGACCAUAUGGGAGGUGCCGGAGCGGUACCAGAAUUUAUCACCCGUGGGUUCUGGAGCUUAUGGAUCCGUAUGCUCUGCGUAUGACGAAAAGUCUGGCCUGAAGGUCGCGGUGAAGAAGCUGUCUCGGCCGUUCCAGUCCAUCAUCCAUGCCAAACGCACGUACAGAGAACUCCUGCUGCUCAAACACAUGAAACAUGAGAAUGUAAUUGGCCUCCUCAAUGUUUUCUCACCCUCCACCAGCCUAGAAGAAUUCAAUGACGUGUACUUGGUGACUCACCUGAUGGGCGCAGACCUCAACAAUAUCGUCAAGUGUCAGAAGUUGACAGACGAUCACGUCCAAUUCCUCAUUUACCAGAUCCUACGAGGAUUGAAGUACAUUCACUCAGCAGGCAUCAUCCACAGAGAUCUUAAACCCAGUAACUUGGCUGUAAAUGAAGACUGUGAGCUUAAGAUUCUGGACUUUGGGCUGGCACGACUUACAGAUGACGAGAUGACUGGAUAUGUAGCCACCCGAUGGUACCGUGCCCCAGAGAUCAUGCUCAACUGGAUGCACUACAACAUGACAGUGGACAUCUGGUCGGUUGGCUGCAUAAUGGCUGAGCUUCUCACUGGACGGACCCUGUUUCCUGGCACAGAUCAUAUUGAUCAGUUGAAGCUUAUCAUGAUGCUCGUCGGAACUCCAGGGCCAGAGCUCUUGAUGAAAAUAUCUUCGGAGUCUGCAAGGAACUACAUCAACUCCCUGCAACAUAUGCCGAAGAGGAACUUUGCAGAUGUGUUUAUUGGAGCAAACCCAUUAGCUGUGGACCUGCUAGAGAAGAUGCUGGUUCUGGACACCGAUAAACGGAUCACUGCGUCAGAGGCACUUGCGCACCCGUACUUAGCCCAGUAUCAUGACCCGGAUGACGAGCCAGAGGCAGAGCCUUACGAUCAGAGCUUCGAGAGUCGUGAGCUUGAGAUUGAGGAAUGGAAACGGCUCACAUAUGAGGAGGUGAUCAGCUUUGAGCCUUCCGUGUUCGAUGGAGACGAGAUGGAAUCGUGAGGAUCCACCCUUCCUGGUCGGUUCUCUGGAUCGUCAUCCACACAGGGAAAAAGACAUUCAAGUGCCUGCCAUUAUGAAGUGCUGGCUUCAAUGUGUUCUCUGAGAUUGCUUAUCCCUGCCUUUAUACACUCUGUCAAAUGAGGGAAACAAAACAAAACACACAUGCAAAGUUCUUCACUUGAAUUUCAAAAAGGACACGAGAUUGUAAUGUUUUGUGCACCGUUCUCUUUAUAUCUUUGAUUUCUUCCCCAAAAUGAACUAUUUUUAUGGCCAGACCACUCUCAAAUAAGAGUGUAGAAGAUAAAAAUAUGUAUUCUCACAUAUCAGUCAGAUGAAUAUCAGCAUUUAAGCUUGCAGCAUUUUUAAUACUCUCUUUCUGGGGAAGGAAAGCAUAUACCUUGACUCCAAACUCUGCUUGUUGCCUGUGUAUUCCAAAUGGCCAGACAAACUCGAGUGCUGUCAAAAUGCUACAUUUUAGAUAUGUAAAUAAAAUGGCACAGCUGUAAAUAAAAAAAAUGAUGUGUGCCAACAGUUUUAUUUAGGAUUUGCAGUAAAGUACACCAUUACCAACUGGUCUCAGAAUAUGACCUGUAGCUGAAAUAGCAAAAACGAUCUAACGAGUUAAUCCAAUCAGCUUUUGUUUUUUUUUCUUCUAUUUAGUGCUCCGUGUAGAAUGUAAAUCAGAAGAGUGCGUCAAUGGAGGGUUCUUCUUCCAACUGAGUCUCUGUCCUAGACAAUAGUAGAUGACAGGAUCAGUAAUAAAUGCUGAUUGUAUGGAUGUAACCAUCACUUGGUGUGAGUGUGAUGGUGUAUAAAUAAAUUUUUGACAAACUUUUGACAUGAAAAUGUUACGAGUGAAUCUCAGAAAACUGUCCAGGAACAUUAUAUUUUGAUAUUAUUUUAUUAUUUCUACAUUAAAGGCAGUACAUUACUUGUACUGCCUUUAAUGUAUGGUGAUAUAAAUUAAAUAUAAUUUUAUUACAGUAAAUUUAACUGUAUUACAAUAAUGGGAUUUGCACAAAAAACAUCUGGACACAUUAGAGUAACAAGAAUGUAUGGUUCUUGGGAAACUUGUGCUUGAUUAUCAUAAAAUUGUAAUAUUAUAUUUAAUCUGGGGUGAAAUGUGUCCUCACCAGAUGUCGUCUUGACCAGUUUCGUGAGAUUCACCCUUAUAUCUCUUAAAUACAGAGGUCUCUGCCUUUUUCCCACCUAUGAGUGCAAUCCAUGUUACAGGGCAGCUGGUAAUCUAGCUAGACUGAAGUGCAGUUUUCUUUCUCAUUUUGUUCCUUAAUUUAUUAUUUAUGAAAGUUGAGAGUAAUAGGUUUAACAUGGAGAUCAAUGUUCUAACAGGAAGUUUAUAUCAUCAGGACAAUUCUUUGAGUAUUGCCACAUUAUAGUCCAUGAAAAACAGUCCCUCAUACAGCCUGAGAUUUAAUGCUUGUGAAAAUGAAAGAACCUGAGCCAAUACACUGUUCCAUUCCAUGUGAUGCUCUUAAUUUAACAUCCCAGAUUAAAAGACUUGCAAGGAAUGUGUGUUUUUUUACAGAAUUUCUUUUCAAUUGUUUGUGUUCUCUUUUCCACUGUAUAUUAUCACUUAAUUUUAUUCAGCAAUAUUGUCUGUGUUGAGUAUGUAUCGUAUGUAAGACAGUGCGUUUCUGUUGCACAUUUACAGUGAAGAUGUGUCAGUCAGAAGACAGAUAACGUGGUGCAUUCAGCAGUAAAAUCCAUUAAUUGUGAUUUAAUUUUUCAUGGAAAAGAGAUCAUCUUGUCUCUCUUUAGUGCAUACAACAAGUUUUUCCUCAUUCAACCAUGAUAAGCAAUUACAGGAUGUGGUCUGUAAACAACUGUUGCUAUACAGGAGUAGAGGCAGUUAUUUUUCACAUCAUGGAUUCUUUGAUAUAACUCUUGCAAAACAAGUAGAUUUAUGGUUUAUAAUUCAUUCUCAACAAUAAAUUUUUUGA
Messenger RNA from Xyrauchen texanus (razorback sucker), 3303 nucleotides. RefSeq names its product mitogen-activated protein kinase 14B-like. Bases 257 to 1342 code for a protein of 361 amino acids. Gene Ontology annotation, molecular function: MAP kinase activity; ATP binding. Gene Ontology annotation, cellular component: cytoplasm; nucleus. The transcript is spliced from 12 exons. Lineage: Eukaryota; Metazoa; Chordata; Actinopteri; Cypriniformes; Catostomidae. The record is from RefSeq and is a predicted model, not a curated record. Gene Ontology annotation, biological process: intracellular signal transduction; protein phosphorylation.